CUCCCGGUGGGCGGCGGCGGCGGCAGCAGCAGCCUGGCGAAGGUUCUAGAGCCGCUGCCUGCGGAGGGCGGGCGGUGACCGCGCACGGGGUUGGGUGUGCGCACAGGCUGCAGGCCUUGCGACUCUUGCCGUGGGGUCUGCCCUCGGGGUGAGCGCGCUUGGUGCGGCAUUUCCUGUUCCCUCCUCUGCGUGGCUGCAGCUUGGGCCUUCGGCCUGACCCAGCCCGACCAUGGCUUCAGCUUUGGAAGAGCUACAGAAAGAUCUAGAAGAGGUAAAGGUAUUGCUUGAAAAAGCCACUAGGAAAAGAGUACGUGAUGCCCUUACAGCUGAAAAAUCCAAGAUUGAAACAGAAAUCAAGAACAAGAUGCAACAGAAAUCACAGAGGAAAGCAGAACAUCUUGAAAGUGAAAAGCCAGCUGCUGUGGUUGCUCCCAUUACAACGGGAUAUACAGUGAAAAUCAGUAAUUAUGGAUGGGAUCAGUCAGAUAAGUUUGUGAAAAUCUACAUUACCUUAACUGGAGUUCACCAAGUUCCCACUGAAAAUGUGCAGGUGCAUUUCACAGAGAGGUCAUUUGAUCUUUUGGUAAAGAAUCUGAAUGGGAAAAGCUACUCCAUGAUUGUGAACAAUCUCUUGAAACCUAUCUCCGUGGAAGGCAGUUCAAAAAAAGUCAAGACUGAUACAGUUCUUAUCUUAUGUAGAAAAAAAGCAGAAAACACGCGAUGGGACUACUUAACUCAGGUUGAAAAAGAAUGCAAAGAAAAAGAAAAACCCUCCUAUGACACCGAAACAGAUCCCAGUGAGGGGUUGAUGAAUGUUCUAAAGAAAAUUUAUGAAGAUGGAGAUGAUGAUAUGAAGCGAACCAUUAAUAAAGCCUGGGUGGAAUCAAGAGAGAAGCAAGCCAAAGGAGACACAGAAUUUUGAGACUUUAAAGUCCUUUUGGGAACUGUGAUGUGGAAAUAACUGAUGUUUCCACUAAGGGAAUGUUGGUGAGCUGCACAUAUAAAUUUGACAGAUUUGACUAUUUACACAGCCUUCUCCUAAGUAAAGGCAAUGAAUUCUCCAUUUCCUACUGGAGGAUUUAUUUAAAUAAAAUAUGCUUAUUAAACAUUUCCUGCAAAGAUGGUUACAUUAGUACCCUGGUCAUUUUGUUCAAGAAAGGGUUAUAUUGCAUUCAUGUGUGAAAUGUAAAAAGCAAGUCUUGCCUGAUGAAAAUGCUACGUUGUGUGUAUUUCUGUUCAGCUAGGAGGUAGAAAACAAAAGUAUUUGUUUGCCUUUAAGUUACUGACAUCAGCUCCCACCAAUGUAAGAAUAAGUAAGAGUAAAACCUGAAUUUUUGCAUAAAAUACAAAUCUGUACCUACACCUGAAGGUUGCUAUAAAGUGGCUAAUCCCUUAUUACCAGCUUAAGCAAUGCAUAUAUCAUGCACUAAUAAUCCAAUCACAGAUAUUUCUAUCUAGAUUUAAAUAUUUAUGAAUAUAGAAGCUAAAUCUAAACUUCACAAGCAUAAACAUCUUUAUAUACUACCAGUUAGUAAGUCUUGCCAUAGAUCAGAUAGAUAGCUUACAAAAGUAAUAACCAUGAAGCACAAAGAAAUUAAUUUGAAAGUCCAUCUAUUCCUUAUUCCUAUGUUCAGUCAAGUUAAAAUUUUCUUCAAUGGAAUAGUUUUACUGUCUAUCCAAGAGUAUGUCAGAAAAGUCUGGUUUUUAGGGGGACUUGUUUAUUCCCCUUGAAAUCAGGAACCAGAGCAAGGUGCCUGCAAUCUCCAUUACUACAUUGUACUGGAGGUACAAGCCGAUGUAGUUAGAUAAGAGAAAGCAAUUAGACACAAGGAAAAAUCCAAAAGGAUCAACCAAAACUGCUACAAUUAAUAAGAGAAUUUGGAAAAAGUAGUAGGAUUUAAAGUUAAAAUACAGAAACAGCCUAUAUGUAGGAUAGCUGUUAGUAAAUACUGAAAUCCACUAUAAUGCCUCUAUAAUUGUAGUGUUGGCACAUGAAUAAACAGACCAAUGGAACAGAAUAGUAGAAAGACACAAAGCAUAUGAAAGUUUUAGAAUACAAAAGAUAGGUUUUUAAUGAUUUUAAGAAUCAUUAAAAAUAGUCAUAUAGAUACAUUCCAAACAGACUGAAGAUGUGACUGUAAAAAUGAAAGCAUACAAGUACUAGAAGACAUUAGUGAGAUUCCAUUAUAACCUAAGAGUAGGGGAAAACUACAUUAUGUGACUUAAAAUCUAGAAGUAAAACUACAUAUUAAUCAUUUUUAACUACAUAAAAAUAAAUGCUUACAGGGCAAGAAAACCCCACCAUAACCAAAAUCAAAUGACACGUUGAGAGGAUUCCAUUUAUGAACAAAUACUUCAUAGAAAAAUAAAUAUAAAUAAUCUUUACCAUAAGUAAAGAUGCUUACCUUGUUCAGGUAAGAAAUACUAAAACAACCACACUGCUUACCUUUCACUGGAAAAACUCCAGUUUAACAUACCAAUUAUGUUGAGUCCAGGGAGAAGUAGGACACAUAUACAUGGGAAUGGAAUAAAAACAAACUUUGGUUAAUCA
This is a messenger RNA of Lemur catta (Ring-tailed lemur), 2551 nucleotides long. RefSeq names its product calcyclin binding protein (gene CACYBP). Gene Ontology annotation, molecular function: tubulin binding; ubiquitin protein ligase binding; S100 protein binding. The record is from RefSeq and is a predicted model, not a curated record. The transcript is spliced from 6 exons. NCBI's taxonomy places the organism in Eukaryota, Metazoa, Chordata, Mammalia, Primates, Lemuridae. Bases 230 to 922 code for a protein of 230 amino acids. Gene Ontology annotation, biological process: heart development. Gene Ontology annotation, cellular component: nucleus.